Molecule: messenger RNA, 993 nt
Organism: Neurospora tetraspora
Lineage: Eukaryota; Fungi; Ascomycota; Sordariomycetes; Sordariales; Sordariaceae
Exons: 4
Coding region: 1-993 (330 amino acids)
Source: RefSeq, a predicted model, not a curated record
AUGAACAAAUGCAAGCGGUUCUACAAGCAGAAGGGGGGUAAAUGGAUGCUCGAGUGGAAGAGAAACAAGGAGGAUCAAGGAGACGUGAAGAACUUCUGCAAGCUCUGCACUUGCAAACUGCCCACGGAGGACCAACUUGAUCCCAAAGGGAUGUACAGACUUUUGUGUACCUUUUGCAAGGUCCCCAAGGAAGAGAAUGGACAUUACAAAGAUGAAAAAGACGAGUCAAAGGAAGAAGGUCCAGAUUUUAACUGGGCCCAUGACAUGGAGUAUCUAGAAAAGUUGACAAGCAAAGAAGCUGGGGUCUCGCGAAAGAGCUGGCUCGUCUGGCGGACGCUAGGAUUUUGCUUUGCAGUUUGCGAAGGGGAUCUGGUCGAAAAUCUGGUCGAGAUAUCAUUAGCUGCCUGUUUUCCAUUCAUUCAGGUUCAAUUCUGGUUCAAAGUUAUUGCCAUCAGUCAUGUCCUCACCCUGCUCACGCCGAACCAUACCUCUAGAACACUUCUCUUCCAGUCGAUAUACUUCCAAAUCAUUUCUGCCUCAGAAUCAACAGCUCCCCUGCAGAUUGUGGAAAACACAAACACCACGCACUACACCAUCAGAACGAAUUGUCAAUUCUACGCAAGGAACAUUACUUUCCCCAGAAUGCGGUUCUCGAUUCCCUGGGGCCCUUACCCCUCUCUUCUUUUCUUCGGAUUCAUUGCUACCACUACUGCUUUGGUCACCAGAGACCAUCCCUUCAAUCCCAAUUCUAAUUCGAUAGGAGAUGGUCGAUUCAGUGAGCAUUGCAAUUCCUUCGAUUUUAACCCAACAACCUGUGUCCUCACUGCCCAUUGUGUUCCCAAGAGCGACACAAAAGACACGAGUAACAUGAGCGAUGGACGCCGCAAGACCAGCCUGAACUUAAACAAAUGCCUCUGGUAUCACAAGGACGAAAGAGACGGUUACGUCUGGCAGGUAGAUUGGAACGAGAAGGACGAAGAUCGCCAAGGGUGA